Messenger RNA from Fusarium tjaetaba, 2034 nucleotides. RefSeq names its product cutinase transcription factor 1 beta. Lineage: Eukaryota; Fungi; Ascomycota; Sordariomycetes; Hypocreales; Nectriaceae. Gene Ontology annotation, biological process: regulation of DNA-templated transcription. Gene Ontology annotation, molecular function: DNA-binding transcription factor activity, RNA polymerase II-specific; zinc ion binding. The transcript has 8 exons. The record is from RefSeq and is a predicted model, not a curated record. Bases 1 to 2034 code for a protein of 677 amino acids.
AUGAGGAAACGAGUCUCGAGAGCUUGUAAUCUAUGUCGGGCGCGAAAAGUGCGGUGCAUCAUUGAGAAUCCGGCUGGUCCCUGUGUCAAUUGCAGACACAACGACAAAGUCUGCACAUUCAAGCGUCGCCAUGGAAUAAUAUCAACGACACCUUCACUACGACCAAACGAUCCCCCGACGCCGCGAUCAGUCGAAUCAGCCACUACGACAUCCGAACCCCGAAACAUUCUCCCCGCGCCUACGACAAUCACCCAAAACUCACAACAACAACCGCCAAACUUCAGCGCUGGAUCGCCGACGCAUCCCGAUUACGCAUUCCUCCAAGUCCCCGACACAAAAGACUUGCUCCCGCAGGAUUUAGCAUUCCUUUUUGUUUCGUCGGAUACGAUUAAGAUGUUGGGCUUUGAGGAUGUGCAUCAAGCCAAACUCGCUUUUUAUCGUCGAUCAAAGCUCCUCUAUGACUUCAGCGUCGAAAAGUCCUGCAUCGCCAUAGCCCAAGCCUCCCUCCUCCUCGCGCACACACACCUCAUCCCCCGCUGCAUAGCAGGCAACAAGCCCCUCGGCUCAAUCUGGCUCGGCAUCGCAAUAUCCUACGCCCGCGUCUCCAAAGCACACUGCUACUCCUCCCUCCGCCCCAACAAAGACACCGAAGUAGCCAAGGUGCAAAAACUACGCAACACGCUCAAGCGACUCUGGUGGUGCUGCAUCAUCUGCGACCGCCUCCUCCCCCUAACAUCCCGCCAGAGCAUAAAGAUCACACCCUCAAAUUUCAGCUUUUCAUGCUCAAAGUUGGGAAACGUUGCAUGCGGAGUUGCUUUCGAGGCUGGUGGAUCUUUGUGUGGUGCUGACGGAUGUUUUGACGGUUACGAUUCGUGGAGUGAGACGAAGACGACGUUGGAUGAGAGGAUGGCUGAGGAGAUUUCACCUUCUUCGUCGAUUAUCUUGUUCAAGAAUCUCAUUGAGAUGUAUUAUCACUCAGCGAGACUUUCAGUCUGCCAUUACAACAUUCUUCGAUCGAGUUUAUUACCGCCAUCUCAAUCCGAUACCCAACUCCGACGACAAAGCGAAGAUCUACAAGGCUCAGCAUCGCGCGUGACAGAAUGUCUUCUCGAAUUCGACCGUCUAGGGUUAUCACGCUGGCUCCCAAUGACUGCCAUCGGAUGCACGGCCUUCCCACUAGCCCUCCAAAUGAUCGACGUCGAGCUUCUUCGCCCCAAAAAAGCAUCUUCACCAGAAGAAGGCGUCAAGCUCACCCAAAAAGAACAACACGUCGAAAACAUCCUCAAACAGAUGAAGAGCUACAAAAAGAAAUACUACAUCACAGACUGGGUCAUGCGAGCUAUUCGACAUGUCGUUGAACUAGCCAGACAACGAUCACCUGCGCCAAUGUCCACCGAUGACGAUUCUUCACCGAGCAGUUGUCUCGACAUGCUCAAAACACGACCGAGUUAUUAUCUACGACUCGUCAUGACGCUCGAUAUGAGUAUUAGCAACGGCAGACUCCCAGACGAAUGCGAUUUUCCCCCAUCUCUACGAAAAACAGGUCGUGGGUUGAGCUCCAGAUCUCAAGCUACGUCCAUGCCAACGGUCGACGAACAAUCAAUGAAGCGUUUCUCCGCUAUGAACAAACAUCUCAUCCCCGACAAUCUAACAGACUUUAUGGAUCACAACAAUCUCCUCUCUAACAACACACAAACUCAAGAUUUACGUACCAUCGACCAAGAAGCCUUCUUCAACAAUAAACAACCCUUCCCCGCUGAUCUGACAGCAGCGUUAUGCGAGAUUACGAAUAUUCCACCGCUGGAUUUUAGCGAUAUGUCUUUGAUGGAUUCAACGCAUUUUAAUGAUUUUGGCGGCGUUCCGUUUUGGCCUUAUGAUUUAUUGGGGUCUCCGCCUGAUCAGGCUGGGGGACAGGUGGAGGAGGUUGGGAUGGGGGAUAUGUUUAACGGACUGAUGGGGGAAAUGAAUGAUAAGACUUAUGAAGGGAAUGGAAAGGAGGGUGCAGCGAAUAAUAUGGUUAUGGAUUCUUUUUGA